AUGGUAGAGGACAGGAAGGCCUGGAGGAACGUUGUCCAUGGGGUCGCGAUGGGUCGGACACGACUUCGCAACUAACAACAACAACAUGGAUGUGUGCUACACGCUUGGUGUUUCAGCAUGUCCAAUGGCUCAUUGCAGACCUGUUGUGCCUCGCCCGCCCCCCUCUCCGCAGCCGGGCCCCUCCCAUCUCCUGCUAUCUCAGCCAGAGACUGAUAAUGAAGACGAAUGGCCUGACAUGCCUCCAGCCCCCAGUCCUGGCAUCAUGCCCGGACAGACUGAGCAAGACGAAUGGCCUGGCAUGCCUCCAGCCCCCAGUCCUGGCACCAUGCCCGGACAGACUGAGCAAAUAAACCUUCCCCCAACAGCGUGUGAGCAUGAUGAGCAUGAAGCCAGUCACGAGCUAGAAUUGCCGGCAGUUGGAGGGUGGACAGAUCCACGCUUCCGGAGAAUGGAGAGACGACGUCAGUGAAAGGAAGGGAGGGGCAGGCCUGGAUAAGUGCUGAGUCAUGAAGCCACACCCCAUGGCCUAUAUAAAGGAUCUGCUUUCUGGCAUUCUUUGAGUCAGGCAAAGUCUAAUCUGGUUGCUGAAGUCACACCUUGGAUUCCUGCCUGCCCUGAGAACUCUGACAGGACUUUGGCAAAGCUGCAGAGGCUUCGUGGCCACGCUUGAUACAGACUUUCCAGACCCGGCCGUCAGAGGAGGAGUGGGACACGACAAGACCAGAAUGUAGGAAAACUUUUUAUCCUAGAGUUGCAUGGAUUGAUUAAAUAGCUUUUAUCAUUUCUAAUCUAAAAUGGUAAUUUACAGGACAGGGGUGUCAAACUCAAGGCCCGUGGGCUGAAUCCGGCCCGUGUGUGGGGGGCGUUGCUUAGAUCUGGUCCGCGGUGCCACCCUGGAAACAGCAAAGGACCAGCCUGCAGUGCCUCUGCCAGCGAAAAUGGAGCUUGGGGGUGGGGCACACAUCCCCCCCCAACUCCAUUUUCACUGGCAGAGGCUUGCAGGAGGUUGCCACAGCCGAAAACAGGCUGUUGUCCCCUCCCAAGCUCUGUUUUCGCUCGCAGAGGGCUAGCAAAACAAACGAAACAAAAGGAGAAAUGUUUCCCCUUUGGCACUAGAGUA
This is a messenger RNA of Ahaetulla prasina, 1120 nucleotides long. RefSeq lists its product as uncharacterized. The record is from RefSeq and is a predicted model, not a curated record. NCBI's taxonomy places the organism in Eukaryota, Metazoa, Chordata, Lepidosauria, Squamata, Colubridae. The transcript is spliced from 2 exons. Bases 38 to 469 code for a protein of 143 amino acids.